UUUAUUAAUAUUUUUUUUAAAAAUUUGUUAUAGCAGAAACUCCUAUUUGAUAACAAAAGAGCUAAUCUAAAAAAUCAAAUAGAUAAGAUAAUGGACAUAAUAGUAGGAGGUAUAAAGGGUUUAGCUUAAACCAUCUCAUUUAAGAAAAAAGAGCCUAACUAAGAACUAAAAUUAAGAUUUAGUGUUCCUGAAAAUGAUAUUUGUGUUCAUGAUUUUAAUUGUGCCUUACAAGAUAAAAUCCUAUUAUAAGGCAAUCUUUAUGUUUAUAAUACCAUGAUAUGCUUUCACUCAUAAUUUAACAAAAAUUCUAUAGUAGGGCUUCAAGAUACGCUAAUUACCAUUCCUUUUGGUCAAAUUAUAUUGAUAGAAAAGAAGAAAAAGUUUCUCUUUGAUAAUUCAAUUCAGUUCACAACAGUUGACGAAAGCUUUUUCUUUACAAGCUUUUUAUCUAGAGAUAAAGCAUUUAAUAUUAUUAGUGAAUAUCUUGAAUUGUAUCAAAAGAUGCUUCCUAAGCCUUAUUAGUAAAUUUAAAAUAAUGACAUAUACGUUAGGUAAUAAUAGCUUAAUCAAAUAGACAAUGAAGCAGAAUGGCUGUAGCAAGCUAUUUUAUCAAUUCAAAAAAUGGAAAGCGAUUAAUAAUAAAAUUAGAUUAGAGAAUAGUAAGAUUAAAAUUUAUAAAAUGCUAACAAUAACUUAAACAACAAUAAUAGAAUUAACCAAGAAAAUAAUAACCAUAACCAUUAAUAAAUUGAACAAUAAAUGACGCAAUCAAGAAUAAGAAGCUCACAACAAUAAGAUAACCUAGUUUAACCAUGCUAAAUUUCUUAAUAAAAUUUACAAAAUAAUUCUAAAAUAAAUAAAGCAAAUAAUUUAGUAGAGUAGUAGCUCUAUUAAGAUAUUUAAUAUAAGGAGAGUGAUUAAUUAUAGGCAAAUAAUAGGCUUUAAUAAAUGCACCAUUCUUAAAUUAAGUAAGAAGCUGAAGAAGAGAAAAGAAACAAUGAAAUUUAAAUGGAUAUUGAAAAUGACAUUCAGCCUCUAGAAUUACGAAAAAGUGUUAUUAAGGAGUUUGAAGAUAAUGCUGCUAUAUACAAACCUCUAUUUGAUGAGAGAUCUAAUUCUAUUAAAAGAAAAAUCAAUUCUGAUUUUAAUUCUGCAACUUUUUCUGAGUUAGUUUUAAAAAAUAUUACUGCAAGAGAAGUUUUUGGUAUUUUUUUUUCAAAUUAGAUAUUUGUAUCAGAUAGAUUGUAGAGAAAGUUUACUUCCUUCCUAGAAUUCUUUAUUUUAGAGUAUUUACAUGGAACAAAUGUUUCCGUUUCAGAAAUUUAGCUUCCUCCACCUGAAAUUUUUAACUCAAUAUACUCUAAUAAUUAUCUCUAACUACUUGAAUAUCCAGAGUCUUCUGAAAGACACAUUUCAUUUACUCAUAAUAUUCCUAAUGCAAGUGCAUUUCUUCCAAAAAGUCUUUAAUGCUAAAUGAAAGAGACAAUCUAUUGGUAAUCACCUUAGAGCUUUACUUUAGUUAGACUUCUUUCAUUGAAAGGAGCUCCUAUAAUAACGUGCGUAGAACCUAGAGUUGUGUUUUAUGUUGACGAAGUUAAUGGAAAUACUAUCCUUAGAAGCGGAUUUUAUGUACAUUUUAAGAGCAAUACCAUGUUCAAAAAAAUAAUUGAAAAAUCAUCCAAAGAAGAAAAUGAGAAAACAUGGAACGAACUAAAAAAUGUAAUGUCGAAUGUUAGUGAAGAAUACAUUAAAAAAAGAGAUUAAAAUAAAUUAAUUGUUUAAAAAGAAAAUGAAUAAAAUCUGGUUAAAUUCAACCCAAAUGAGUAUGAACAAUAUGAUGAAAAUAAUUUAGAACAAAUUUCAAAUCAAUCUUAUAAAAUCCCAUAAUUGUAACAAGAUUAGCAAUAGAAAUAUGAAGAAGAGUUAAGUAAAGUUGCUGCAAAGGCAUCAAAUCAGGCUUGCAAUAUAUUUUGA
This is a messenger RNA of Tetrahymena thermophila SB210, 1974 nucleotides long. Its product is annotated as GRAM domain protein. Gene Ontology annotation, biological process: intracellular sterol transport. Gene Ontology annotation, molecular function: sterol binding; sterol transfer activity. The record is from RefSeq and is a predicted model, not a curated record. NCBI's taxonomy places the organism in Eukaryota, Ciliophora, Oligohymenophorea, Hymenostomatida, Tetrahymenidae. The transcript is spliced from 2 exons. Gene Ontology annotation, cellular component: plasma membrane; endoplasmic reticulum membrane; endoplasmic reticulum-plasma membrane contact site.